AUGUUUCCGGGAAGACUUGUAUCGCGGAUGAUUAUGGGCGCGGAGCCUGGCGGGGCCGAGGAAGAUGCUUCGCAAAGAUAUUUCUCCCGCAGCAGCGGCGCCGGGGAUGCCGGCGCAACCGGCGGGGCCAUACCAAGCGCUUGGCGUGCGCGCAUUAUAUCGGCUCUUAGAUCGACGGACGUAUUGGAUGCCGAUGCGCUAAAUUUCUAUUACCAGCAGCAGCAGCAGCAGCAGGGGCAGCAGGAUCGCGAGCCGUGCUCCGCGCAGUGCGCGCAACUCCCGCCACUCAACAUGGCGGAAGACUCCCACAGCGCCCCCCGUGGCGAAUACCACCGCCAACACGGCGACGCGGUGCUGCCAGGCGAGGAACGGUGUGGCGCCGCUUUGCAAAUGCAUCAUGCCUUGCAGCAGCAGCAGCAGCAGCAGCAGGAACAGCAGCAGCAUGGCAGUCGUCGGUCGUCCACUAGCUCGUCAUGCGCUGCGGACGAGGUUGGGGGGAUGGACGCCGUCGCGUUGCUGCUCGCGAGCCUUCCGCAGCGCGAUUGCCAACCGUCCCGCCGCGUGCAGGCCGCGCCGCCGCAAGGCCUCGCGCCGAGGCACCCGCACGACCACGAACAGGUGGCGGAACAUGCGCUCGCGGCGCAUUACCGUAACGACCUGCAGCAGCAGCAGCAGCAGCAGCAGUCGCAGCAGCAGCAGCAACCGCGUCGAUCGUCCUUCGAGCUCCAACAUGACUUACAGAUGUCCGGACAGAGGAGCGUCGCCUGCGACGUGUGCGACUCCAUGACCCUCGGUUGCGACGCGAGCAGCGCCGGGAACAACGUCGGGAACAGCGCGAAUGGCGGCGGCAAUCGCGGCGGGUCUGAAAGGAGCGGCCCCGCAUCCCUCCGGCGGCAAGGCGGCGGAGGCGGAGGAUCGUCCGCGUCCGCAGGUGCAGGCGGCGGAAAUAUCACCAGCGGCGGCGGAGGCGGCCGCGGUGGUGGUGGCGGUGGCGGGUGCGGCGGGAUUCCCGACGUGGGCGGUCUGCGGCGCUUUCUCCCCAGCAACAACGACGACGACGGGGAGGCGGUGGACGGAUACGCCAACGACGAGUUCCGCAUGUUCGAGUUCAAGGUCCGCCGCUGCAUGCGCGGGCGCAGCCACGACUGGACGGAGUGCCCCUUCGCGCACCCGGGGGAAAAGGCGCGCCGGCGCGACCCGCGGAGGUACCACUACAGCGGAACCGCGUGCCCGGACUUCCGCAAGGGGACGUGUCGGCGCGGCGACGCGUGCGAGUACGCGCACGGGGUGUUCGAAUGCUGGUUACACCCGUCGCGCUAUCGCACGCAGCCGUGCAAGGAUGGGCGCAACUGCAAGCGCCGCGUCUGCUUCUUCGCGCACACGCCCGCGCAGCUGCGCCUCAUGCCCUCCGCGGCGGCCGCUGCCGCCGCCGCUGCCGCCGCCGGGGGGGACGGUUCCACAGGGGACGCCUCCGCCGCAUUUGGCGGAGGUUCUGGCGUUACUGGCGGUGUAGGAGCGGCUGAUGGUGGAAAGUCGGGGUGUAAUAAUAACGAACAGCCUAUAACGGGGACAGCGCUGGUCGUGGACGACUCGUCGCCCACGAGUGUGUUUCCGUGUGAUCUCGCCGCACCAACCCGGGGGUGUGGCCCCGACCGUGCUUGUGCAACAGCAGCAGCAGCAGCAGCAGCAUCAGCAGCAGCAGCAUCAGCAGCAGCAGCAGCAGCAGCAGCAGCAGCAGCAGAAGCAGCAGCAGCAGCAGCAGAAGCAGGGUGA
Messenger RNA from Closterium sp. Yama58-4, 1773 nucleotides. The record is from the annotation of a GenBank genome assembly. NCBI's taxonomy places the organism in Eukaryota, Viridiplantae, Streptophyta, Zygnematophyceae, Desmidiales, Closteriaceae.